This is a messenger RNA of Pneumocystis carinii B80, 2046 nucleotides long. RefSeq lists its product as hypothetical. Bases 46 to 2001 code for a protein of 651 amino acids. The transcript has a single exon. Gene Ontology annotation, cellular component: mitochondrion. Lineage: Eukaryota; Fungi; Ascomycota; Pneumocystomycetes; Pneumocystales; Pneumocystaceae. The record is from RefSeq and is a predicted model, not a curated record. Gene Ontology annotation, biological process: mitochondrial proton-transporting ATP synthase complex assembly; mitochondrial gene expression; mRNA stabilization.
UGCCAGGAAAAAAAAUACAUAAAAAGGCCCUAAACAAGUUACUUUAUGGGACCAAAUAGACGAUUCAGCAGGUGGAUUUUCUUGGAUAAGGAAAAAAGGCUUUUUUCUGGGAGAAAUAGCAAAAAAAGUGGAGAAUCCUUAUUUUUUCUUUUAAAUCAUGUCUACAAACAUAACAAUUGGCCUAAAGAGGCCAGAUCGGUCUUUAAGACAGUAAGAAUAUUGGGAAAUUGUGUUCUGGAAAGUUGUUUUCCAGGAAAUAAGGAUAAUAUAUAUAUACAGCCUAAAACAAUGAAUAAAGUUAGAGAUCAAUAUGAUUUACAUGUUUUGAAGGGAAUGAUGAAUUAUUUAUGGAUAAAAUAUCAUGUAUUUAAAGAGGGAAAUCUUAAAAUGCAAUUGGAUACCUAUUUGAUCUACAUAUUUGCUGGAUAUUAUCAAAAAUAUGAGUUAAACAAGAUAUUCAUUGUUUUUGAAACAGUAAAAUGGCAUUUUUUUAGACUUUUUCAUGAAAAAUAUGUAAAAUGGAUGAAGAUAAUAUCUGGCAGAUGGUUAUAUAGUAAGAUGUUAGUUAAAAAUUUAGAGAAAAGAACAAAUUGUCAAGAAAAUCCAAAACUUUUUAUAUUUUAUCAACCAAAUGUCUAUUUUACAGGCUUGAAUUAUAUAGAUCUAUAUAUAAAUAGUAGAAACAAGGAGAUUUCCAGUAAAAGGAUUCAAAAACAAGCAAAUAUAUAUAAUAUGUGGAAAAGAAAUAGUCUUUAUCCACUAGAACAAGAUAAAAAGCUUAUCUAUAGAAAUUGGAAUGAAAUAUUAAAGAUUAAAACAAUAAGAAGGAUAUAUGGAAGCAAAGUUUUUCAGAGAUCAUAUACAAAAGCUCAAAAUAAAUAUUCUAACAUAAUACAAGAUAUCCAAGACUAUAUAGGGAAAAAAAAAUAUAAUAAUUGCAAUAAAAUCUUAUCAGAAGAUAUUUCUUUAAUACAGGUUAAUGAUUUAAAGCAAUUUCAAUGUUAUAUUGAAUCUUUACUUGAAAAUGUUUCAAAACAAGGCGAUAUAUAUAUUAUGAAUAAGAUUCUAAGAUUACUUGGGAAGUUAGAUCAUGGAAUGAUUGACCAAUCAUAUUUUUUAAUCAAAACACAUCUCAAUUUGCUUCUUAAUACAUCUCCAAAAGAUUCAUAUCAAAAAUUGCUUCCAAAAUAUAAUUCAGAGACAACAUUUUUCUAUGAUUCUUUUAAAUCAUCUCUUCCUAAAGUACCAACUAUUUCUCAUUGGAAACUUAUACUUCAAUUCUAUAUUAAAGCAAAUGCGAUAAAUUCACUCAGCUUUUCUUCUUCUCUUCUUAUAAAUUCAUUAUUGCAAAUCCAAAUAUCAAAAUUAAAACCAUCUCCAGAGAUAUAUUUUAUGGUUAUUUAUGCUUUAGUGGUUUCACCAGAAUUCAGACCAUUAGGAUCAGAUUGCUGCCAAAAAACACAGUCUAUAAAUACUACUAUUCGUAUCAAAAAGGUAUUAGAAGUAGUAAAAUUAAUAAGUAAUGAAAUAGAUUUUGAUAUUGACAAAGAAAAAUUACUUCAUGCACUAUAUUUAGCAUGUUGUCCUUCAAUAACUGAAGUAUUAGAGUAUACUACUAAUCCAAUAUCAUCUUUAGGAAAUCAGAAUUCUAACAAUUCAAGUUUAAUUCUAGAUCCAAGAGCUUUUUUGAUAGAAGAUUUAAUGAUUCUGCAUAAAAUACCUUAUUCUUUCAAUUUUGAAAAGCUUAGAUUUACAGUACUAGCAUCAUGUAAACUUUGGAGUAUAUUUUGGAAACGAUUCAAAGAUAUUUCUGUGAGAGAGCCUCAAAAAGACGAGAAUUUCUAUGUUUUAAUAUUUAAGUUAAUCAAUGAUUCAAAAAAUAAAAAACAAAUACGAUUUGCAUUAGAAACAAUAUGGCCUUUAAUAUGUGAGCAAUUAAAAAUCAAUGUUACACCGAAAAUUGCAGAUAUUAUUAACAAGCUUAGAAAUCAUAAGUCGUGAUCAAAAGUUGUAUAAAAACAUAAUGAAUAUAACAAAAGUCCCAAU